GACUGGGAUGGGGGGCACUGUGAAGGACUGGGAGGGACUUGUGGAGAUUACUGGGGUGCACUGGUUCAUGCUGGGAUGCACUGGAAAGCUUACUGGAGUUUGUACUGGUCUGUACUGGGGCCGGGAUUGGUGUGUUCUAGGGCACAGAUUGGUUUGUGUUGGCUUGUGGAGUUAUACUGGCUUAUACUGGUUCAUACUGGAGAGUGUUGUGUUGCGGAGGUUGCUGUUGUUGGUUUAUACUGGUUGGUACUGGCCUGUACUGGUCGGAGCUGCAGGAGUGCUCUGGGAUGUGUGCUGGGCUGCCCCGUGCUUUCUCCUGCCUGAUAACUGGUUCAUACUGGUUCCUGCUGUUCCAUAGUGGUCUGUACUCGUUCCUACUGCUCCACACUGCUGUAUACUGGUGCUUGCCAUUCCAUAGCGGUCCAUACUGGUUUAUACUGGUUGAUACUGGGCAAUGUGUCAAUUGGGGGCGCACAGGGAGGGGGCCGCUGGUGUGCCCAGUUGUUUUGCUGGUCCAUAUUGGUUUUUAUUGGUGUGUACUGGUAGUACUAGUUUGUACUGGUGUGCAGUGGCUUGUACUGGUUUUUACUGGCUCAGACUGGUUUAUAGUGGCUGGGGGUAGAUGCUGGUGGGGGUAUUGCCUUGUAGUGGUUUGUACUGGUUUGUAUUACUUCAGACUGGUUGAUACUGGGCAGUGUGGGAAUUGGGGGUGGAUGCUGGAGGGUGUGCUCUGGUAGUCCAUGUGGGCUUAUACUGGUCUGUAUUGGUUUGUACUGGUCUGCACUGGUCUAAACUGGUUUGCACUGGUUUGUACUGGUUGAUGUUGGACAGAAAGUCAGAACUUUGGGGGGGUACUGGGUGGUUGCUGCCCUACAGUGGUCUCUAGGGGUUUAGUACUGGUCUGUACUGGUGCAGACUGGUUUAUACUGGUGCAGACUGACUCGUACCGGUUGGUGUUGGCCAGAACGUCCCAACUGGGGGUGGACAUUGUGGGGUGCACUGGGAUGGGCAUUGCCCUGUGUGGGUCAGUGGGGGUUUCUCUUGGUCAGUACUGGUUUGUACUGGUUACUGGUCUGUACUGGGCAGAGGCACGGGAGUGCGUGAACUGCGGGGCCACAGCAACGCCCCUGUGGCGCCGAGAUGGCACCGGGCACUACCUGUGCAACGCCUGCGGGCUGUACCACCGGCUCAACGGGCACAACCGGCCCCUCAUCCGCCCCAAGAAGCGCCUGCUGGUGAGCAAACGUGCCGGCACCGUGUGCAGCAACUGCCAGACCAGCACCACGACCCUGUGGCGCCGCAGCCCCCGCGGGGACCCUGUCUGCAACGCCUGCGGGCUCUACUACAAACUGCACUGGGUGAGGGUGCAGCGCCCCAGAAUUGCCCCAGCACCACCCCACGACAUCCAAAACCCCCAAACCUUCCCAGAUUCUCAGCUCAGUGAGGGUAAGGGGGCCUGGGAGGGAAUUCUUGAGGGUCCCCCAGGGCUCCAUCACUGAAGGUGGGGGGGGGUGGGAUCUGUGGUGGGGGUCCAGAGCUCUCCCCCG
Molecule: messenger RNA, 1547 nt
Organism: Cyanistes caeruleus (blue tit)
Lineage: Eukaryota; Metazoa; Chordata; Aves; Passeriformes; Paridae
Source: RefSeq, a predicted model, not a curated record